Messenger RNA from Catharus ustulatus (Swainson's thrush), 4878 nucleotides. RefSeq names its product ring finger protein 111 (gene RNF111). The transcript is spliced from 14 exons. The record is from RefSeq and is a predicted model, not a curated record. Gene Ontology annotation, cellular component: nucleus; cytoplasm. Bases 292 to 3243 code for a protein of 983 amino acids. Gene Ontology annotation, molecular function: ubiquitin protein ligase activity; SMAD binding; SUMO polymer binding. Gene Ontology annotation, biological process: ubiquitin-dependent protein catabolic process; positive regulation of transforming growth factor beta receptor signaling pathway; positive regulation of DNA-templated transcription. NCBI's taxonomy places the organism in Eukaryota, Metazoa, Chordata, Aves, Passeriformes, Turdidae.
GGGAGCGCGCCCGCCUGCCCGGAGAGCCCCGGGGCUGGGAAGGGUCUGGAGCGCCUGUCUGUGAGCAGUGCCUGAGGGAGCUGGGGGCUCAGCCUGGAGAAGAGCAGGCUCAGGGUGACCUUAUCUCUCUAUAGCUCCCUGACAGCAGGGUGUAGUCGAGCAGGGGUCGGUGUCUUCUGCCAGGGAACAGCGACAGGACGGGAGGACGUGGCCUCAAGCUGCGGCAGGGGAGGCUUAGGUUUGACAUUAGGAAGAAUUUUUCCACAGAAAAGGCCUAUCUUAAAUCUUUCCAUGUCUAAAUGGACUCCUGAAUGUAAUAUAGUUUAUACUCUAAAAGCGGAUAUGAAGAGUGAAGUUCCUUCUGAUGCACCAAAGAAACAGGAGAGUCUGAAGGGGAUCCUCUUGAACCCUGAGCCUAUUGGGGCAGCCAAAAGCUUCACUGCAGAAGUUGAGAUGAUUGCCAGUAAAGUAGGGAAUGAGUUCUCUCACUUGUGUGGUGAUUCUCAAAAGCAAAAGGACAUGAAUGGCAACCAUACAGACCAAGAAAAAGCUAUUGUGGUGCGAAAAAAGCGCAAGAGCCAGCAGGCUGGUCCUUCAUACACUCAAAACUGUCCUGAUAAAGAAAAUAAAGGAAUCUUAGGAUUGAGACAGCAUCUAGAAACACAGAGUGAAGACAAUGAUUCUUCUUUUAGUGACUGCAUCUCUUCACCUUCAUCUAGCUUGCAUUUUGGAGACUCUGACACAGUAACAUCUGAUGAAGAAAAAGAUGCUCCUGUGAGACACCCUCAGGCAGUGUUGAAUACUCCAAGCAGAACUCACAGUGCAAGGUCACAAAAGUGGCCUCGGACUGAGGCAGACUCUGUACCUGGGUUAUUGAUGAAAAGGCCCUGUUUUCAUAACAGUUCUUUAAGAAGACUUCCAUAUAGGAAAAGAGUUGUGAAAACAAGUUCAUCACAGCGGACACAGAACCAAAAAGAACGAAUUUUAAUGCAGAGGAAGAAGCGGGAAGUGUUAGCUCGAAGAAAGUACGCUUUACUCCCCAGUUCUAGCAGCUCCAGUGACAACGAUCUCAGUACUGAAUCUUCUUCCAGUUCAUCUACUGAAGGGGAGGAAGACUUGUUUGUGUCACCUGGUGAAAACCACCAGAACAGCACGGCUGUUCCUUCAGGAAGUAUUGAUGAAGAUGUUGUUGUGAUUGAAGCAUCCUCCACUCCCCAAGUCACUGCUAACGAAGAAAUAAAUGUUACCUCAACAGACAGUGAAGUGGAGAUUGUCACAGUUGGUGAAAACUACAGGUCUCAUUCUGCGCUUGGCCACUCGAGGUCCCACUGGGGCCAGAACUCCGGUUCCCACGCUGCGCGGGCUCCGGAGCAGCGAUCCCGCAGCAGGAUCUCCACCGUCAUCCAGCCCCUGAGGCAGAACGCGGCCGAAGUUGUGGACCUCACAGUGGAUGAAGAUGAGCCGACAGUUGUGCCAACCACAUCAGCUCGAGUGGAGCCGCAGGUCGUGAGUUCUGCUUCCACUACCAGCUCCAGUACGUCUACCUCAGAGCAGACCUCUGAUGCAGCUCCCAACGUCUCCAGCAGCCAGCCCUCUGCAGCACCAGAGACCACUCCCACUCUCCCCAGUAGCAGCACUGCUGGCACUUCAACUGGAGAUGAAAUAAGAAGAGCUGCAUCUAAUUCGACACUGGAAACUGGCCCCCCGGCCAUGCCAAGGCUGCCAUCGUGCUGCCCCCAGCAUUCUCCUUGUGGAGGACCUUCACAGACUCAUCAUGCCCUGGGGCACCCACAUACAAGCUGCUUUCAGCAGCAUGGCCACCACUUCCAGCAUCACCACCAUCACCACCACAACCCCCACCCAGCUGUCCCACUGUCUCCUUCCUUCAGUGACUCCAGCUGCCCUGUGGAAAGGCCUCCUCCCCUGCCUGCCCCGUGUGGAGCCAGCAGCAGUUCUGGCACCAGUUACCACGAGCAGCAGGCAUUGCCAGUAGACUUGAGCAGCAGCGGUAUCAGAAGCCACGGGAGCGGCGCUUUCCACGGAACGUCGGCGUUUGACCCGUGCUGUCCCGGCUCCUCGUCGCGCACGGCGCUCUACGGGCACCAGGCGGGCGCGGGGCCCAGCCAGGCGCUGGCCAUGGACGGCUACGGCUCGGGCAUGGUGGCACAGCCGCAGCCCCCGCCCCAGGCCUCGCUCUCAUCCUGCCGCCACUACAUGCAUUCUCCUUAUGCUUCCUUGACCAGACCUCUUCACCAUCAGGCUUCUGCAUGUCCUCACUCUCAUGGGAAUCCUCCUCCACAGCCACAACCUCCACCUCAAGUGGAUUACGUUAUCCCUCAUCCAGUGCAUCCCUUUCAUCCUUCAAUCUCCUCCCAUGCAUCUUCUCAUCCUGUUCCACCUCCACCACCAACUCAUCCCUUAGCCAGUGCAGCUGCUCCAAUACCACAGCAUCUCCCUGCAACACACCAGCCAAUAUCUCAUCACAUCCCUGCAACAGCACCUCCAGCACAGAGGCUACAUCCUCAUGAAGUGAUCCAGAGGAUGGAGGUCCAGAGGAGAAGAAUGAUGCAACACCCAACACGUGCUCAUGAGCGGCCUCCUCCACAUCCUCACAGAAUGCAUCCUAAUUAUGGUCAUGGGCAUCACAUCCAUGUGCCUCAGACUAUGUCUUCCCAUCCUCGACAAGCUCCAGAGAGAUCUGCCUGGGAACUAGGAAUUGAAGCUGGUGUGACUGCAGCCACUUACCCUCCAGGGCCCUUGCAUCCUCACUUGGCCCACUACCAUGCACCUCCUCGACUCCACCACUUGCAAAUAGGGGCUCUUCCUCUAAUGGUACCAGACAUGGCGGGCUACCCUCACAUCCGUUACAUUUCAUCGGGAUUGGAUGGAACAUCAUUCAGAGGCCCUUUCAGGGGCAAUUUUGAGGAGCUGAUUCACUUGGAGGAACGACUAGGCAAUGUUAAUCGUGGAGCAACACAGGGAACUAUAGAAAGAUGCACAUAUCCACAUAAAUACAAAAAGAGGAAACUGCACUGCAAACAAGAUGGGGAGGAAGGAACAGAAGAAGACACAGAGGAAAAGUGCACCAUCUGCUUGUCUAUAUUGGAGGAAGGUGAAGAUGUCAGGCGCCUUCCAUGUAUGCACCUUUUCCACCAAGUAUGUGUAGAUCAGUGGUUGAUUACUAACAAGAAGUGCCCCAUUUGCAGAGUGGACAUUGAGGCUCAGCUGCCUAGUGAAAGUUGACACUGCUUUCCAGAACUCUUGUCCUCCCUCUUGCUCCCUCUCAUCCUUCCUGGUACUUCAGUCAACCAAAGAUGGCAUGACUUACCUGCGCAGAUUUGGAAGCAUUGAACCCAGAGUGCUGGCUCUGCUGUAUGGUACAACUAAUGCUAGACCUACAGUUUGUGUAGAAGACAGUUGAGUUUCAGUGUAUUUAUAAAUUUUGUUUUUUUUACUUUUUUUUUUUUUAAAUUCAUUACUGUAUUUUUGCAUGGUUCCUUGUAUUGCAUUUGUUUGCACAUAUUAUGGGCUUUGUGACCCCAAACUUGCAGGCAAGAUUAGCUGCUUUAGUAAAUAGAAUUGUGUGGUCUCUUUUUUGGUUUGUUUUACCUAGUAUCAAGCUUUGAAAGUAUGAUUUCACUCAUUACUAACCUUGAAUCCCUAAUUUAAUCGAUCAUAUAUAUUUUAGUUUAAAUGUAUAAAGAACAUCUAGAAAAGGAUAAUAUUAUGUAUUGAGACAUUCCUUAAUUAGGAAAAAAUGGCUGCUGUAUAUUUACAAGAUCAGUUCUGAUUCAAAUAACAUCCUUAAUACUGGGAACAGAAUACGAAUUCUAUUCAGUUUGACUGAUACAUAUAGCAUACCCAUCACCAGAGUUUUUGUCUGAUCAGAUUUUCAUGUUUGUUUUAAUUAAAAUUUCAGCACAAUGCAGAUAUAUUUGAAUGUCAAUAUUAAACAUUUAGACUGCUGUUCAGAUUGUAUUUAUCAUUUUCUUCUAUGUCUAGAAAUUUGAAUCCCUAACUUAAAUAUAAGCUGCUGUGAAACAGCUCUUAGUGAACACUAAAUGUUGAUUUCAGUUAGCUGGAUUGUAGAUACUUGCAGAUUGAAAGAAUUACUAGGGACAUGGAAAAAGAGCUUAGAAUCUGUUUGGUCUUCUGCUAACUUAAGUUGAAGUAUCUGCGCACAUUGAGGGUUGGUUUUUGUUUUGUUUUUGUUUUUUUUGACUGUGUUUUUUUGUUUAUUUGUUUGGGUUUUGUUGGUUUGUGUUUUUUAAUACAAAACCAUUCAAUAAGGACUUAAAGCUGCAGGGUUUUUGUUUGGGUUUAUAUACAUUAAUUCAUAGAAUUUCUAAGGAUUCCAGGCUUGUCUUGGGAUUUUUAUUAGAUUUGAAGUUAAUAAAGUUAGCUAAAUCCACUUGUCUCUUGUUUUUAUUUUUCAUUAGUAAGUUGAAAGCCUGUAAAUUCCUGUAGAAACUGAGACACAAAUUGUGAUUCCCUAGUUUUUGCCUUGAUUAUAGAUUCCCUCUUUAUAAAUUACCAACAGUCCAUCACUGAUUGAAAUAUUUUCUAUAGUUAAGAUUUGCUGCAUAAUAUAGUAUAUAGAAUUAAGUUAUAAUGUUCUAACAUUUUGCCUUUGAUGGAGGUUUUCAUCCAUAUCAGGAUUCCAGUUGCUCAUCAACAUUCUUUCACGUCUAAUAGAUUACAGUUUAUAUAAAUGUGUUCAACAUUGCAAAGUGCAAAUGUGCAAAAACAUUGAGACAGUAUUACUGUCGCUUUAGAAAAGAUGUUCCUUGGGGAUCAUAUAUGAACAUGUCAAUUAGCUUGCAUUAAGCCACCUGCUUUGUAAGUGGAUUGAAUAAUAAAUACCUUCAGUUUCUCUUG